This is a messenger RNA of Exophiala dermatitidis NIH/UT8656, 324 nucleotides long. RefSeq lists its product as uncharacterized. The transcript has a single exon. The record is from RefSeq and is a predicted model, not a curated record. Bases 1 to 324 code for a protein of 107 amino acids. Lineage: Eukaryota; Fungi; Ascomycota; Eurotiomycetes; Chaetothyriales; Herpotrichiellaceae.
AUGCCUGAAUCCUUGAUGGCCCGAGUCCGGUCUAUCCAUAUUGAGCAGGUCCUCAAGAAACAUGCCAUCAACUGGAGCAACCUUGAGCAGCAGCGGAAGAGAGUAAACGCGCUCAUGCAUUCGUGGCGUGUGGAAGAAUUCACCAAAUGUCGAAACUCUGACGAUCCCGGUGUCAUCAAGAUCAUGAUGGCAGCAUCCCCUUUGACAUUCAAUAUCAUGAUGGAUGAGUGGUUGCAACUCUCCGCUGGUAUGGCUCCUUCCUUUUUGCUCCCUGACCCAACUAAUUCCGAGCAGAGCGGCAAGCUAUAUGGCAACCAAUAUUGA